AUGGCUCCCUCUGUCGCUGAAAUCCCUACUGCUACGGUUGAUACCGUCACCAAGAAUGUGGCCAAACUCGCCGUUAGCGCCGUCCCUAACGCCAGCCUCGAGGGUAAACAUGACGAUGGACCCUCUUACCCCUACUACUACCCCCACUACGACCUGAACGAGAAGUGGGAGCCUCUUGAGGUUCGCGAGUUCUCCGACCCUGGCCUGCGAGCCAACCCCGCCAAACCCAACCUCCUCAACGAGAACGCCAAACUCCGCCACCUCAGCCCAUAUAUCGGUACCGAGAUCCAAGGCGUUCAGAUCUCCCAACUCUCCAAGGAAGGCCUCGACGAACUCGCACUGCUCACCGCCGAGCGCAAGGUUCUCGUCUUCCGCAACCAAGACUUCAAGGACCUUGGCCCCGAGCGCCAGAUCGAAAUCGCCAGCCACUUUGGUCCCAUCCACAGGCACCCCACGUCUGGCAACGUCAAGGGCUUCCCUGAGUUCCAUGUCGUCUACCGUGACCCCUCUCAUGACCACUUCAAGGAGUACAUUGGUGGCGACCGAAUCAACCUCACCAGCUGGCACUCUGAUGUCUCCUACGAGAAGCAGCCCCCUGGCACGACUUUCUUCUUCAUCCUCGAUCAGCCCGAAACCGGUGGUGACACCCUGUUCGCCUCCCAAGUCGAGGCGUACAGCCGACUCUCGGACGAAUUCAAGAAGAGGUUGGAAGGACUCCGUGUCGUCCACUCCGCCGUCCGACAAGCCGAAUUCUCUCGACGCAUCGGUGGGCCUGUUCGCCGCGAACCCAUCGAGACUGAGCACCCCAUCGUCCGCGUCCACCCUGUAACCGGAGAAAAGGCCCUCUACAUCAACCAAGGCUUCGCCCGACGCAUCGUUGGACUUAAGCAAGAAGAAUCCGACUUCCUUCUCAAAUUCCUGUUCGACCACAUCGCCAAGGGCGCGGACUUCCAGAUCCGUGCCAGCUACGAGCCUGGAACUGUUGUUGUCUGGGACAACCGAGUUACGGUCCACUCUGCUACCCCUGACUUUAGCCCCACCUUCCGACGACACGCUGUCCGCCUUACUCCUCAGGCUGAGGUUCCCACUGCUCCUGCUUCACCUUAA
Messenger RNA from Coprinopsis cinerea okayama7#130, 1107 nucleotides. RefSeq names its product alpha-ketoglutarate catabolism dioxygenase. The record is from RefSeq and is a predicted model, not a curated record. Bases 1 to 1107 code for a protein of 368 amino acids. Gene Ontology annotation, cellular component: cytoplasm. Gene Ontology annotation, molecular function: 2-oxoglutarate-dependent dioxygenase activity. Lineage: Eukaryota; Fungi; Basidiomycota; Agaricomycetes; Agaricales; Psathyrellaceae. The transcript has 6 exons.